AGUCAGGAGACUGAAGUCAGAAAUGCUUGGAUCCCGGAGUGACUUUAACAACACGCUGGGUACAGAUGUUUUAGCUCAAUUAUUUCAGGUUUUGCUAUGACUUUGGCUGCGUUCCCGACUCACACUUCAAAUGGCACAGGCAGCAGGAGGGGCUCUGAUGGAAUUCAUCAGAGCCCCCAGGUCCAAGUACACAGUGUUUGGGGAGGCGAUCCGUUACGUCGUCCCGGCCCACGUGCAGUGUUCUUACGGCUGCGGAGGACGAACCUGCAAAUACGACGACCCGACGCACUGGAGCGACGAGCAGCAGGCGGUGAAAGGCCUGUACUCCUCAUGGGUGACUGACCACAUCCUCGCCUGCUCCAGACCCUCCACAGAAAUAAUCGAAAAGUACAACAUCAUCGAUCAGUUUAAAAGGAAUGGCAUAAAAACACUGAUCAACCUCCAAAUUCCCGGUGAACACGCGUACUGCGGAAACCCUUUAGAGCCGAAGAGCGGGUUUUCGUACUGUCCGGAAGUAUUUAUGGAAAACGACAUUUACUUUUAUAAUUUCGGCUGGAGCGAUUACGGCGUGGGGUCGCUCUCCGCCGUGCUGGACUUGGUGAAGGUCAUGGCGUUUGCGCUGGAGGAGGGGAAGGUGGCCGUCCACUGUCACGCCGGCCUCGGGAGAACGGGUGUACUAAUCGCCUGUUUCAUCAUCUACACAACCAGAAUGACCGCCAACCAGGCCAUCGUGUACGUCCGCUCCAAACGCCCAAACUCCAUCCAGACCCGGAGCCAGUUGAGCUGCGUGAGGCAGUUUGUCCAGUUCCUCGUCCCGUUGAGGAGCGUGUUCUCCUGCGCCAAACCGUUCACCUACGCGGUCACGCUAACCCAGUACCUCCAACGCCAAACGCACAUUCUACACGGAUACGAACGCAGACAGCUGAGGCACCUGCCGAAGAUCAUCCAGCUCGUGUGCAAGCUUUUAAUCGACAUCGCAGAAAACCGACAAGUGAUUGAAGAAGACAUUUUGGAAGCUCCCGAUAGCGAAGAUUUGGAGAUGGAGCAAAGUAUUAUAGAGAAGCUAGGCCCUGAGAUUUUCAUCAGCCAACCACGAUUACCAGGUUCGCCGAAGCUACCGAGGCAUUUCAACGAACCUCCGAUCUUCUACCAUCGCAAAAGUUUGAGCUACAGCGAGUCAGACCUGAGAAGACUGGGAUCCGACCUCAAUCUGCUAACGCAACCGGUCACGUCGUUAUCGCAGGACAACGUUAGACUGCCGGAGUCGCCGACGAGCGCGCAGAGGAAAGUUUGGAAUAGCAACGCUUCUCUCAGCUCGAUUAGCUCCACCAGCUCGUUAUGGGAAAUCAAAAACUUGGAACACCAAAAGGACGGGUCGAUUCUGAUCAGGAAGGACAAGAAAAGCAUCCGGCGAAGCGAAUCCAUGGGGAAUAAUAAGGACGCAAAGAAAGGCGGGCUGCUGUCGAGGUUGAAAGCGGAGGAAAGAGAGGGAUUGGCGAACGGGAAGAAGACAGAGAGUAAAGAAGAGGAGCAUUCUGAGGUGCCCUUCAUUACGCUGCAGUCGGAGUUGUCGCUCGACGCCCGGAGGAUCCUGGUGGCUCAGGCUCUGGCCGUUGACCUGUUCCUGGACGGAGAAGAAAGACACAAGACGAAGGUGUUGAACUGGGAGGCUGAACUAAACCAAGGCGGCGCCUGGGAGCGGCUGUGCCUGGAGCGUGACCCUUUCAUCCUCACGGGGCUUAUGUGGGCGUGGCUCGAGCAGCUCCGAGAACCCGUCAUCGCUCCUGAAGUCGCUCGAGCGUUGGAUCCAAAAAGCAAAGACACCGACACGCUGCUGAGCCCGUUGGACCAGGGAGCUAGAGAAACACUGACCUGCAUCGUGGACUGUAUGGCUCAUAUGCAGUUCAUACCAGAGAAGGUGGAGAAUGCGUUUUUGAAUCGGCUCAUAAAGGCUUUUACCAGGGUUCAAGACAACACACCUGAAGGAAGUGAGCUGCACAAGUCUCUGUCUCAGAUCAUUAUGCGCAUCCUGGACGAGACGAGAAAUCUCCUGAUCGCCCCAGAGUUUCCGCGUUCGUGCUUUAAGUUACUCUAA
Periophthalmus magnuspinnatus is the source of this 2095-nucleotide messenger RNA. RefSeq names its product protein tyrosine phosphatase domain containing 1b (gene ptpdc1b). The transcript is spliced from 10 exons. Gene Ontology annotation, biological process: protein dephosphorylation; cilium assembly. The coding region runs from base 131 to 2095 and encodes 654 amino acids. Gene Ontology annotation, molecular function: protein tyrosine/serine/threonine phosphatase activity. NCBI's taxonomy places the organism in Eukaryota, Metazoa, Chordata, Actinopteri, Gobiiformes, Gobiidae. The record is from RefSeq and is a predicted model, not a curated record.